AUGGUUACUUUCGCCCUUCCCGGCGAGUACGACGCCGCGGAUGCUGGAAGCAGCACUCCCAUGUCACGUCCUCCUCUGCCCUUCGCGAAGCGCACCUACGUCGCGACGCCAUAUGCCCACAAGCGCCUGGGAACGCCGCACACAGCUCCGUCGCGCAAGCUGCUGAUAAAGCGCGAUGAAGUCUCAUCGGGCGCCCUGAACCGAAACGGCAUCUCGUCUCGCAGCAACCUCUUCAAAGCCUCCGUCGCCGAGGACCUUCCGACGAGCUCCUUCUCGCCCAGCAUCCCGCAGAGCACGAUGAAGAAGGUCUUCGCCCCCGGCGUGACUCCCGAACCGAGUCGCGUGUAUCGCGAGUCCACUGCUCGUCUGACGCCUCGCGGCCUGGCCGCCCACUCCUCAGACAAGGAGCUGUUCAACAUGCGAAUCUCAUCGCCACCCCCAGAAUUGACCGGCGAAGUCCUGGCAAACAAGGUGCCAAAGGACUGGAACUCUAAGGGAUCCAUCUAUGCCGAUCAGUUUUUGGCACAUCUCUGUCCUCCAGACCUCGACGACGAGCAGCGUCGCCAGUUCUUCUGCAUUCUCGAUCUCCGUCGACUGAAAUAUGCCGCCAACGAGAUCUUUUCCAAGAAGACUUGGAAGCUCAACAUCAUGAACUUCGCCAAGGAGUUUGAAAAGAGUCGAAGCAUCAUUCUGCUUCGGUAUGGGCUGUACGAGUUCCAGAGCGUUAAGCCGUCCAAAGAAGUUCUCAGGAGAUGGCGACGAGAACAUGGCCUGCCCGAUCCCGAGGAAGAAGAGGAGGAGCAGGCCAACGGCACGCCGAGCAAGUCAAUGUCCGUCAAGAAGCGCAAGGCUGAUGACGACCUUUUAAAGGAGACUGCUGAUGCAACUGAGAAUGUGGCAACAGCGACCAAGCGAAGGGCUACUGUCAGCGAUGAAGGAGAAGAGCCUACUGCCGUCACUCCUGCUCCUAACAAGAACAAGAGAAAGACUGUCAACAACGAAGGGUCGCCCGCCAAGUUGCAAAAGGCUACUCCAUCUACCGCCAAGUCGCUCUUUGAGAAGAUUGCCAGCAAGCCGGCUGCGACUCCCGCAUCUCCUCUUGCGUCUCCCGGUUCUCUGGCUGCGGCCUCUCCCGCCCCGUCUCCCACUCCUUUCAAAUCGGCUGACAAGAAUGCCGCCAAUGGUAAACUGUCUCGUUCGGUAUUCAACAACUCUUUGAACAACUCUUUGAAGCCCCCAGUCAACGGCAAUGGCAACAUAUUUGGCUAUCUGUCCGAUGCCAGCUCCGCAAAGAAUAGCGGCAUUGAAGCCGAUGCUGAGAGUGAAUCUGAGUCUGAUGAAGAUGAAGGAGACAUCGAAGAUAGCCAAGAGGGCGGGCAGAGCGAUGAGCCUAGCGGCGCAGCCAGCGGCGCAGGCGACGUUUCCUCUCAAGCUGGAUCAAAUCUAUUUGGAACCAAAACGUCAACCGGCUUCGGUACUGGUGUAUCCAGCGCUGCUGGUACCAGGGAUAGCACUCCAGGCCGCAGCCUCUUUGACCGUAUUACUAAGGAUCAAGAUGGGCAACCAGUGCGAGCCGAUGAGUCUGCCGACGAAGUCGCUAUCAAGAAACCAGCAUCGUCCAUCAAUCAGACCUGGAAUCCCACGACCCAACCCCUCAAAUUUGCCCCUACCUCAGCCGCUACCCAGAAUGGUUCACUUUUCGGUAAAGCAACCUCCACUUCCAACUCCACCUCCAUCUUCGCGCCCAAGAGCACUGCACCAUCCAACAUUUUUGGAGUCUCCAAGCAAGACCAGAGCUCCAAAGCAAACACGCCCAUUUCGGAAGCCGACCUGGCUGGCGAAGAGUCUGAUAAGGAAAACGACUCUCGACCUACCAAGAAGGUCUUUUCUGAACCCAAGGUGUCUGCCAUCCCAAGCACUGGCGCGUCGCUCUUCGGUCUCAAGCCCGCUGCGGCUGAGCCCGUCAAAGUGAGCGAGCCUGCCAAGCCUGCAGCUACCGCCACCACCAACUUGUUUGGCACCAUCGGAACUUCUGAAGCAACCUCGAAGCUGUUUGGCGAUGUCAAGACAUCAAUGCCUUCGGCCUCCACGGCUGCUCUGUUUGCUCCCAAGAAGGAGUCUGAGAAGCCCAAGGGCAAUGGACUCUUUGGCAACUCGGAUGCCGCAAACCCGUUGACUGGCGCGUCUGCAGCUCUCUUUGGCAUCAAGCCAGCGACGCCGGCCGCAGCACCAUCUCCUGCUCCCCUAUCCGCCCCUUCUCCCGCCCCUACUACCAACCUGUUUGGCACUGCACCAGCAGCACCACCCGCAACGACCACUCCAGUUACCUCGACUAACUUGUUUGGUGCCGCAGCCGCAGCCCCUGCACCUACAUCCACGUCCACAUCUCUAUUUGGAGCCAGCACCCCUGCCUUCAGUUCUGAGCCCGCCAAACCGAAGCCUGCCUUGUCCUCGUCCACCAACCUGUUUGGCACCGCUGCUCCCGCGGCAGCGCCAACCAGCUUGUUCGGUGCGCCGAGCGCCGUGCCCGCCAAGAAGGAUCCUUCUCCUCCGGCUGCGAGCCAGCCCGCCGCUGCACCUCUGUUUUCCUUUGGAUCAGCGGCCGGUGCAGGCCCUAAGCCCACUGAGACUUCCCAGCAAGCUGCCAAGUCUCUAUUUGGAGCGGCUCCAAAGUCACCUCCCGCUUCUUUCUCGACCAACAGCUUGUUUGGUGGAAGUCCCAUGAAGCAGGACGAUGCAUCACCAGCAAAGAAGCAGUUUACUGGUCUUGGCACUGAUACUUCAGCGCCACCUCCCGUUUUCAACUUCGGCGCAGCAGGCGGCGCAAGCUCAAAUUCGAGCUCCAACUUGUUUGGUAACUCGAUGAACUCUGCUCCUGCUCCCGCUGCGGCACCUCUCUUUGGUGCGGCCCCAUCCAACACUGGAUCUGGAUCCGGAUCUGGAGAUGGCAGCGGUGGUGGUUUCAACUUCAACUUUGGAUCGGGAGGAGCAGGACCUUCUAGUGGAUUCAGCAAUCCUUUCUCUGGCAAUGCCGGCGGGAACUCGACCCAGGCCCCGACCGCGGCUCCUGGAGGCAUGUUCAGUUUCGGCUCAUCCACCCCGGCGGGAGGUUCUGGAGGCUCCGGAAUGUUCCAGUUUGGUAGCGGCGCCGGAAGUCAGCCCUCGCAGCCAUCAGCGCCUCUGUUCAAUGGCGCAGCCUCGAACACGAGCGUGCCAUCUUUUACUGCGACGGCUCCUUCUGGUCAGCCAUCAUCCAUGUUUGCCUUUGGAGCAAGCCAACCUUCCUCCGGAUUCAACCUCGCACCGCCAGCUGGUGGCUCCUCGACCACCGGGACAAACUCUCCAUUCAACCUUGGGGGAGGCUCUAGCUUGGCAACCACACCUGCCGGCGGGACUCCGGAACCAUCGACCCAAGUGAAGACGAACAGCAGUGCUGCUGAUAAUAAUGACGAAGAUGGCGAGAAGCAUGAGCAGAUUAGCUUGACAGAAGGCGCAGACAAGGACGAAGACGUUUUGCACGAAGUUCGCGCAAAAGUACUCAAGUUUGUUCCCGCUGGUGAAGCAUCAGAUGCUGAAGAGAAGAAGUCGAAAAGCCCAUGGGCCACCCAGGGCGUGGGAGCUUUGCGCCUGUUGAAGCACAAAGAAACUAAUGCGGUGCGUCUGCUUCUGCGCGCGGAACCUAGGGGCAAUGUUGCCAUGAACCGGUCUGUACUGCCUGAUUUAUCUUACAAGGCAGAUGAAAAGUAUGUGAAAAUGACUACGUCGAAUGACAAGGGUGACGGCCUCGAGACCUGGAUGCUCCAGGUGAAAACGAAGGAUUUGGCCAAGUCAUUGGCCGAGGCGUUGGAGACACACAAGGCGUUGAACAAGAAAUAA
This is a messenger RNA of Trichoderma gamsii, 3876 nucleotides long. RefSeq lists its product as hypothetical. The transcript has 2 exons. The record is from RefSeq and is a predicted model, not a curated record. Lineage: Eukaryota; Fungi; Ascomycota; Sordariomycetes; Hypocreales; Hypocreaceae. Bases 1 to 3876 code for a protein of 1291 amino acids. Gene Ontology annotation, biological process: intracellular transport.